This is a messenger RNA of Daldinia loculata, 2038 nucleotides long. Its product is annotated as ribonuclease H-like protein. Gene Ontology annotation, molecular function: nucleic acid binding; 3'-5' exonuclease activity. Gene Ontology annotation, biological process: nucleobase-containing compound metabolic process. NCBI's taxonomy places the organism in Eukaryota, Fungi, Ascomycota, Sordariomycetes, Xylariales, Hypoxylaceae. Gene Ontology annotation, cellular component: cytoplasm; nucleus. Bases 235 to 1854 code for a protein of 539 amino acids. The transcript has 3 exons. The record is from RefSeq and is a predicted model, not a curated record.
ACUUCCCCUGCGGGAUUGACAACAAGCCGAGUGGAUCCCUAAAACUAACAGACCGACAUUGAAUUCGCCGAACUCGAUUUAACUCGGUUUAUAUUUGAACAACUAAUUAAAACAAUUCCCACUUUCACUCGCCCAUUGCGACGCGUCUGCCUAAUAAGCAUCUGCAAGAUUCGCACUAAGCUACAUGGUCAUCAUGGGGCAGUGCUAUGAUACAUGGGAGCCAGUUAAUUGCCAAUGAUGUCUUUUGGAAGUUCAGAGAUCGCCGGAAAUGCCCUGAGAUCUUCCAAAGCCUUGCGCAUGACACUCCCCUUGUGCCGUUGGACAGGACAGGCUUUGAGAAUGACCGCCACACCACCUAAAUCUCAAGUAUGGCACCCUACUCGGGGCAUCUCCUUCUCAUCCGUUGCGCAGUCGCCAAACUUGGCGCCGCAAGAUUCAAAUGGCUUAGAUGCUUCUCUGUACCCGAAAAUUGAGAAGCUAUCGCUGUCGAGUGUAAAGCGUAAAACACGGAAGUUGAAAGCAGUUGCUCUCGAAGCAACUGAAACUAUAGAGGAGAGUUCCGAUAUUGUUCUCACAGAUGAGCAAACAGACUUAUCAGAGGCAAAAGUCUCUGACGAACCUCCCGUUGCUACUUUGCCCUUCAAAAUGGUGGAUGACUUGUUCUACGCUGCUAAAAAGGCACCCGCUGGCACGGCUGCUUCAUAUUGGUCAUAUACCCAGUAUCGGGGAAUGGCACAAGAUGGCACAGAGCAGAAGGUAAAAGUUCACUACUGUCGAAGCAGCUAUACAAUGGAAAAAGUCUGCCAGGAAUACUUCUCGAAGGAACAAAUCCUUGGCUUCGAUCUAGAAUGGGCCGCCGACUCUUAUAAGUGGGAAAGCCUCAAGAAGAACGUCUCUUUAAUCCAGCUGGCGAGUCCCAGCCGUAUUGGGCUCUUCCACGUCGCUCUCUUUCCCGACAGAAGUGACAUGGUCGGGCCCUCGUUCAGGGCUAUUAUGGAAAGCCCAUAUAUUACAAAGGUCGGCGUUAAUAUUAAGGCGGAUGCAACAAGGAUACGCAAUUUCUUGAACAUAGACUCGAAAGGGCUCCUAGAGCUAAGCCACCUUUACAAGCUCGUUACCUACUCUGCCGAAGGGCGACACCGCGAAAUCAACAAGAAACUUGUGCCCCUGGCAACACAAGUAGAGCAAUAUUUACAUCUACCCCUCUACAAGGGUCAGGACGUCCGGACAAGUGACUGGACGAAACCUCUGGAUAUGGAUCAAGUCACUUAUUCCGCAUCAGAUGCCUAUGCCGGAUUACAGCUUUUCGCUACUCUUGACCAUCACAGACAACAGCUCAACCCUUGCCCGCCUCCCCCAUAUCAUGCAGAGCUCAACCUUCCUAUCCGGCUAACAGACGGGUUGGAACUAUCUACGGAUGACGAACCCGUCGUUGACACGGUGGUAGAGACAGUCGUCGAAGCCACUGCAACCGUAACCGUGAAAUCCAAAACCACAGCCUCUAAACGGUCAUCGGCCCCUAAGGACUCCCGGGUCGAAAUCGCCGAAGACCGUGUCGCGCGGUACCGCGCCACGCACCCCGAGGCGCUCGCAUCCACCCCGCAGCUUCGCGCGUAUUUCAUGUGGCAUAGCCAAGGCCUUAAUCCCCGGACUAUAGCGCAGUUACUACGGGACCCGCCUCUAAAGGUCAGCACAGUUACUAUCUAUAUACUUGCCGCGAUCGAGCACGAGAAGCUACCCGUAGAUAAGGAGCGGCUAAACCAGGAGAUUGCGGGCAUGGUUUCGACGAACUCGGUGUGCUUGCGGUGGCCGCAUGUCGCUGAAAUCUUGGGUCUCGCGGAUGUAUCUAGUUGAUUUAACUGAUGAUAAAACGCGGUCGGUGGCUCUUUGGAUCUUUGAGGAUGAUGGUUUUGAUGCUGAGAGUCGUAGAUAGGACAUUUGGAAAGAGGGCAUUUUAUAUACCAACGGUGGAAGGGUAGUAGCUAUCUGUAUGCAUAAAUCAACCAACUAUACUCGAUGAAGGUUUAUGAAUAGAAUC